Argiope bruennichi is the source of this 1671-nucleotide messenger RNA. Its product is annotated as G-protein coupled receptor Mth2-like. Gene Ontology annotation, cellular component: membrane. NCBI's taxonomy places the organism in Eukaryota, Metazoa, Arthropoda, Arachnida, Araneae, Araneidae. Gene Ontology annotation, molecular function: G protein-coupled receptor activity. The record is from RefSeq and is a predicted model, not a curated record. Gene Ontology annotation, biological process: G protein-coupled receptor signaling pathway; cell surface receptor signaling pathway. Bases 216 to 1421 code for a protein of 401 amino acids. The transcript is spliced from 2 exons.
GAAAUAUGAAGCCGGAUCAAUAUGUUGUUCCUUUGUGGAAACUGUAUUUAGAACGUAAUUAUUUGAUAUUGAAAUUUCUUUCAUCUUUGACUUAUGUCAUGGAAUCCUGAUGCCAUUUUAAAAUGUCAUGAAGAAAUCAAAAGAAAACAAGGCCUUUAAGAAAUUGAGCAUGUGCUGAAAAUCCACUUAUCUUGUAAAUUAAAGCCUACUUAGCGAUGAGAAUAAUUAUUAAUGUUUUGACGCUCCUUAAAACAGUAGUUAUUUUCGUAUUAAUAAAUGAACCAAAUCAAAUAUCUGCAGCUUCCCUCAACAGGGACAAUGAUUCAAAUCCUGAUGUGUACAUUGAAGACCAUGUAAUCAAUAAGCAUGAAUCCCUCAAGACUUGCUUGAGUUUUGAACUGGAACCGCACGAAUAUGAGUUAUACCCAAACAAGACUGCUGUUGUUUCAAAAUAUAAUCAAACCUACGAAGAACCAUUUUAUGUGUUGAACGGUGAUUAUCUUAGAAUUUGUGUACCAAUCGGAGAGGAAUAUUCAGAAGAAACUCUCCUGGCACAGAAUUUAGGUUUUCCACCCAUCUUGGAAAAGUUUACCCUCUUUGGGACAGUCAUAUCCAUACUAUUUUUGUUUAUCCACAUCACUGUAUUUUGCAUGGUACCAGAUUUACGCAAUUUGCCAGGAUGUAAUUUGGCAUCACUGUGUUUAUCAUUGCUUCUGACUUAUUUGUUGAUGCUGAUAUUGGAGAUUCAACAAGUGGCUCAUAAUGAUAUUGCAUGCACUGCUGGAGCUUUCUUGAUACAAUUUUUCUUUUUGGGAUCAUUUCUUUGGAUGUUUGUCAUAUCCUUCGAUAUCUUCUUGUCCAUUCGUACUGCCACAAGAAAUCUCAGGACUUCAAGUAAGCCAUUUGAUCUGAAAAAAUAUAUGCGUAACAGCCUUAUUUGCUGGGGUAUACCUCUGGUGUUCACAUCUGUAACUUUAAUUGCUGAGUACGUGAAUGGGAUACAUGAAUCCUACAAGCCAAAGUUCGUCGUUGAUUGUUGGUUUCGAUCGGAACUUUCCUUUGUGUCGUUCUUUGCUGGUCCUGUGUUCACCAUCAUCUGCGUAAACUUCAUCCUAUUUGGAAUAAGUGCUUAUAAUAUGAGUACAAAUAGAAUAAGACUUGAAAACAGCGGUAAUGGUACUUUUUUGAAGAAAAAUUAUUUGACCUAUCUUCGAUUGGCUGUUAUCAUGGGUGUGACUUGGGUCAUUGGAAUAUUAGCUUCACUUCUUCACGCUCCUGUUUGGUGGUACUUAUUUUCCAUAUUCAAUGCCUUCCAAGGAUUAUUUAUAUUCUUGUGUUUUACUUGCAAUGGCAAAGUAAAGAAAUUUUUGAGAGAAAAGGCAGGUUCUUGUAACACCGGUGUUUCAGCUCCAGUGGGCUAAUGCAAACACAACCUAAAAGAACUUGAGAAAAUGUGUAAAUAUUUUUAUGUUUCACUUGCAACAGCAAAGUAAAGAAAUUUGUGAGAGAAAAGAAAACAGAUUCUGGUAACAUCGAUGCUUCUAUUCAAUUGCAUUAAUUUAAAAACCACCUAAAAAAGCUCAAGAAAAUAUGUAGAAAAAUAAAACAAAUUUGGUCCAACAAAUAACUAUAGUUAUGUAAAUAUAUAUGCAGAUUUGUAGUGAGCUUAUA